Molecule: messenger RNA, 1363 nt
Organism: Gigantopelta aegis
Lineage: Eukaryota; Metazoa; Mollusca; Gastropoda; Neomphalida; Peltospiridae
Product: sushi, von Willebrand factor type A, EGF and pentraxin domain-containing protein 1-like
Exons: 5
Coding region: 91-879 (262 amino acids)
Source: RefSeq, a predicted model, not a curated record
UGCUGUCGUUUGGCCCUCUGCCCGUCACUGGCGUUAGUUGAUAUAACGAGUUUUAAGCGAUUAAAUUUAAUAAACUUCUCUAAUGCAGUGAUGAUGGAUUUGUUACCUAAAUGGACACAUUCGUGGAUUUUGUUGUUAGAAUACCUGGUUUUAGUGACUGUCCGCAACACAGAUGCAGCGUGUCCUUCGCCUCCGUUCGUGCCCAACGCCUCGGUGUUGCAGGCGGCGACACAGCAGGGUAACCGCGUCACGUACAGGUGUGACGACGGCUUCCAGCUCGUCAACGGGCCGGCCCAGAUACUGUGUCAGGAGAACAACCAGUGGACGCAAGUCGAGUUUCACUGUAAAGCACCAGGGUGUUCCCACCCCACCCUGAUCCCGAACGCCAAUCCCCUGACAACGCACGAACGAUUCACCGGGGCGACAGUCACAUACGAGUGUGAAACUGGCUUCACCCUGGAGAAUGGACCCGCCGAGAUCGUGUGUCGCUCCUCUGGGAUAUGGUCGGAAGCCACAUUCCGCUGUAAAGCGGGUAUCACGUGUCUGCAGUGUAACGUGUUCGUGCGCGGCACGCUCAACACGUGCGACAACCCCAGCAUACGGACCCAGUGUUACGCCUGCUUGAAGACCCACACCAAAGUACUAAUGCACGACCGAUGGGGUCAACAGAAAGUUUCGGAAGUGACAUCACGAUACUGUGUGAUGGAUGUGACGUCAGCAAUCUACAAACAAGAAGGGUGUUAUAUCCAGCGCAAUAACGGAGGUUACACACAAAGGUGCUACUGCUAUGCCGACAAAUGCAACGGGGCGGAGAAUGUGACCUUCACAUUGACGACCGUUCUGGCGUGUAUACUCUCAUUCAUCAGUGCUACUUAUUGAGACUGAAAAACAAAAUCCACAAUAUUUUUACUGUUCUCAUUGGUUGUGCAGGGGAUGGAGGAGAAAAGAUCACAGAUGCCUCACACCUUCAACGUCAGCUGAGAAAACUGAUUUGUGUUUGUCUAUUAAGAUUCGUUUUGUAUUGCCAUUAAAUGGAUAUUUAUCACUUUCAAAGUGAAGGAUGGAAUUAAUUCUAAAGAUGAUGAAAAUGUGCAUGUGAUUUCGAAAAGUAGUGAUGUCUAAAUUGAAAUUAGUGAUGUAGAUGUAAAAAAAAUUCUAAAUAUGUGAAUAUGUAAUGUUAAAACUGUGAAAAAAAAAGAUGAAAAUAAUUACAAAUAUUGUUCUGGAUGAAUAUAUCUCUAGUUGGCUUUCACUGCAAAACUUCUAAUGGAUAAACGAGAGCCAUGAAGAUUCCCAUUGUGUCUAUGAAGUGGCAUCAAUGCAAAUUGUUGUUUUAUUAUUAAAGAAAAGGUAUAUACGUGUA